CUGGUCUUCUGGCAGCAGAACAUUCAUGAAGAGGAAUGUCCCAUGCCAGAGGUGGAAAAAGCAUGUCAAAAUGGUUAUUCUGUCCUGUUGGAUGACUGACAUCUGUUUCUUGCCAUGACCCAUCCUAUGUGGUGUGAGAUUGGUAUUGGAGUACUCUGCGAAUAUUAUGAGAAUGUUUCAUUAGAUGCUACACAAGGAUCCUGAAUUUAAUAGUUUUUCCUCUGACAAAGCUAAUUUGUUGCUUUUGGGCCAGAUGUCAAUGAACCUUGCAUUGUUGUUGAAAGUGCUGUCUCCAUUUCCCUGGCCUGGGUAGGUGAAUUCCUCAGGUUGCUUUGUGGCACGAACAUAAAGAUAGAUCCCGAUAACUUUAUUUUUAUACUAUUUCAGUGUGUGUAUGCCAACUCUUGAUGGACUUCCUGCUGGAUGAAAGAACCUCUACUAGCACAGCUGAGAUUAGACUGCCUGCUGUUGCUUUUUACAUACCCGUAUUGGCUCUGCUUUUCUUCAGCCAUCAACACAGAUGGGUUUUAAUGGAAAAGCUGAGCAGUAGAGACAUUGAGAUCCUAUCGAUCCUGCUGUUUUACAGAUACAAAACCAGAUAGGAGUUUAUAAUUGCAUGUGGAUGUGAGGGCUUUUAAAAUGACUGCCUAGGUUAACGUCUGUAUUUCACUUAUUUGGAUCUGCUAGUGCUUGUUGCAGAAGCUGAAAUGGAACAAAUCUUAAGAGCUGAGCAACAACACUGGCUGAGGGGAUGGAACCAACAAAAAAAAUAAUGAAUCAUGACAUAUGUUGUUACUUGUGUUUCCUAUAGCAUUUAAUUCAGUCUGACAUCUGUAUCCUUUGGAAAUGAUUCUUUCGCUGUCAAGGAGUCUGCUACAGUAGUAACUAUUCUGGACGAACCUUUAAAAUGCUUGUCAGGGUUAAAGCUCUAGAGGCAAGGUUUGAAGCUGAAGGUCUGGAAUCUACUUGGUUAGGUUAGGCAUAGCACUGCAAUCUAAUCCACUUUGAUUUCCCAUCUCCCUUCCAUUGCAUUUGUCCGCAGGGGAUGCAGUUGUGAUGCUGGGGACAGAGAAGUGAUUCAUGCUCUGUACUAACUGAAUUUUUGCCUAACAAACUAGCAGAGACAAGAUGUUCAGCUCUUGGAUAAGCCAAAUAUUUAACAAAAAAAGAGAGAGUGAGAAUGGAAGAAGGAUGCAUGUGUGUGUAUUGUUUGACUGCUGCCCCCCUGGGAUCCUUGAGAAGACAAGAUGUGCCUCUCAGAAGGCUAUCCCUCACUGAGCAGAAUCAUGGAAUGUAAGAGAGAAGAUGUCUUUUGGUGUGAUCCUUGGAGAACACAGAGUAAGAACAUUGUUGGCUGGAACUGGAGUGAGGAUGAAGAACUGUUGUUCCUGCAGAGGGAGCCUGCUUUGUCACUGUAAGAGCUUUUGUGCUCUGAAUGUGAAUACUGUCAGCAUCAAUAAGGCCAUUAACACACAGGAAGUGGCUGUCAAGGAGAAACACGCCAGAACAUGCAUCCUGGGAACCCACCACGAAAAAGGAGCUCAGACCUUCUGGUCUGUCGUGAAUCGGCUGCCCCUCUCCAGCAACGCUGUGCUCUGUUGGAAGUUCUGCCACGUGUUCCACAAGCUCCUCCGCGAUGGACACCCAAAUGUCCUGAAAGACUCUCUGAGGUACAAGAACGAGCUGAACGACAUGAGCAGGAUGUGGAGUCACCUGAGUGAGGGCUACGGGCACCUGUGCAGCAUCUACCUCAAACUGCUGAGAACCAAAAUGGAGUUCCAUACGAAAAACCCCCGGUUCCCAGGCAAUCUCCAGAUGUCUGACAGGCAGCUUGACGAGGCAGGAGAAAACGACGUUAAUAACUUCUUUCAGCUGACGGUGGAGAUGUUUGACUAUUUGGAGUGUGAGCUGAACCUGUUCCAGAUGGUAUUCAGCUCCUUGGACAUGUCUCGCUCCGUGUCGGUCACUGCUGCUGGCCAGUGCCGCUUGGCCCCACUGAUACAGGUGAUACUGGACUGCAGCCAUCUGUAUGACUACACUGUUAAACUCCUCUUCAAGCUGCACUCCUGCCUCCCCGCUGACACACUACAGGGCCACAGGGACCGUUUCCUGGAGCAGUUCAGAAAGCUGAAAGAUUUGUUCUAUCGCUCCAGCAACCUGCAGUACUUUAAACGGCUGAUUCAGAUCCCACAGCUCCCAGAGAAUCCUCCCAACUUUCUGCGGGCCUCGGCUCUGUCAGAGCACAUCAGUCCCGUGGUGGUCAUCCCGGCUGAGGCCUCGUCCCCAGACAGCGAGCCCAUCACCGAUCUAGUGGAGAUGGACACAGCAUCACAACAGAGCUUGUUCGACAAUAAGUUUGAUGACAUCUUUGGCAGUUCGUUCAGUAACGAUCCUUUCAACUUCAACAGUCAGAAUGGAAUGAACAAGGAUGACAAGGACCGGUUGAUCGAGCAGCUGUACCGUGAGAUCAGUGCACUGAAGGAGGAGCUGGAGAACUUCAAGGCAGAGAGCCAUCGCCUAGGUGUGCAGCUGAGGGGGCGGAUCAGCGAGCUGGAGGCGGAGCUGGCGGAGCAGCAGCACCUCAAACAGCAGGCCCUGGAUGACGGCGAUUUCCUGCGCACCGAGCUGGAGGAGCUGAAGAAGCAGUGGGAGGACACAGAGAAAGCACAGAGGAGCCUGACGGAGAUAGAGAGGAAGGCGCAGGCUAACGAGCAACGGUACACCAAGCUGAAGGAGAAGUACAGCGAGCUGGUGCAGAACCAUGCUGACCUGUUGCGCAAGAACGCAGAGGUUACCAAGCAGGUAACGGUAGCGAGACAGGCCCAAGGUGAUGUGGAGCAGGAGAAGAAAGAGUUAGAGGACUCCUUCCAGCGCAUGAGCGAGCAGGCCCAGAGGAAGACUCAGGAACAGGUAGAGGUCUUGGAAACCUUGAAGAGAGAGCUCACAGCCAGCAAGCAGGAGCAGCAGGCCCUCCAAAGCACUCUGAAAUCCAGUUUGCAGUCGGAGGCAGAGCGUAGCACCAGGACAGCGGGCUUGGAGCAGGAGAGGGACACCUUGGUGGUGGCAGUGGCCCAGCGCAGCCAGGAGGUGGUGGCGUUGCAGGCCGAGCUGCAGCAGCUAAAGGACACUCUGGACAGCGAGAAGGAGAGCAGCAGUAAAUCGCUGGAGACACUGCAGACCCGGCUGGGAGAGAAGGAGAGCCGUGAGCAGGCCCUUCAGCAGCGGCUCCUGGACGAGCAGUUUGUCUUGCUGCAGUGCACGGUGCAGGAGGCAGAGCAGAUAGUGCAGGACUCCCUGAACCGACUCGAUGACCCCACCCACAUCAGCUGCACGAGCUCCGCAGAUUAUCUCCUGAGCAGAACGUUGGCUGCCUCCGACUGCAUAGAGCGGCUUCAGGGCGUGCAUGGCAAAUACCUUUCCAACCGCUCAGAUGUAAGCAGCCUGCUGCCGUGCGUGGCCCUAUUUGCCCACCUCAUCAGUGACACCAUCUUGCAGGGCAGCGCCACCUCCCACAUGGUCCCUAUGGAGCCUGCUGACUUGCUGUCAGAGACGUGUAAGCAGUGCGGGAGCGAGGCCCUGCGCUACCUUGGUGCCCUGAAAGACGAGGCCUCCCUGGGGGGCGCUGACUGCACCGCCGUGAGAAACUGCCUGAGCCAAAUCAGCGCCAUCGGAGAGGAGCUUCGGCCCAAAGGCCUGGACGUUGAGCAGGAGGAGCUGGGGGACCUGGUGGACAAGGAGAUGGCAGCCACAUCAGCCGCUGUCGAGACAGCAGUUGCCAGGAUAGAGGAUAUGCUGAGCAAGUCUCGGGCUGGGGACACCGGGGUCAAGCUGGAGGUCAAUGAGAGGAUUCUGGGCUCCUGCACGGACCUGAUGCAGGCUAUCCAGGUGCUAGUCCUGGCUUCUAAGGACCUCCAGAGGGAGAUUGUGGAGAGCGGAAGGGGCGCAGCUUCCCCCAAGGAGUUCUACGCCAGGAAUUCCCGCUGGACGGAGGGCCUGAUCUCCGCCUCCAAAGCUGUGGGCUGGGGAGCCACCGUCAUGGUUGACGCCGCUGACCUGGUGGUGCAAGGGAAAGGCAAAUUCGAGGAGCUGAUGGUGUGUUCUCACGAGAUCGCAGCUAGCACUGCCCAGCUGGUGGCUGCCUCUAAGGUGAAAGCAGAUAAGGACAGUGCUAACCUGGCCAGGCUCCGGCAGGCAUCGCGAGGAGUCAACCAGGCCACCGCCGGGGUGGUGGCCUCCACCAAGUCAGGGAAAUCUCAGAUUGAGGAGAAAGACAGUAUGGACUUCUCCAGCAUGACCCUAACUCAGAUCAAGCGCCAGGAAAUGGACUCUCAGGUGCGAGUGUUGGAGCUGGAAAACCAGCUGCAGAAGGAGCGCCAGAAGCUGGGAGAACUCCGCAAGAAGCAUUAUAAGCUGGCAGGCGUGGCGGAGGGCUGGGAUGAGGACGCUGCAGAGUAGCUUCCCACGCCCGAAUCAGCGGCCGAUGGAUGCCCCUUCAGUUGGCCGGGACCCAGCUUGGUGCAGCUCUUUCUGAAGAUACAAAAUAAACCGGUGCAAAAUCCGACUUGAAGCACAUGUCCUCUGCGUUCCCAAGGACCCUCCUCCAGCGCACCCGGCCGGGCAGCCGCCCCACCCUCGACUGGGCAAGUAGAAAGUGCAGAGGCCUGAAGUGCCAGGAGCAAGGCUCCCGCAGCCACGGGACACAAGACUCUGCCCGCAUGUUUAGUGCAGCUGCUUUGGGGACCGCCUGUGGGUUCCGACUGUAACCCUUGGUUCAUUCUUUGCACAGACUCUGAACCGGUUCUGCCUCGGCAACGUGCCCUGGUGGCAGCAGCUCCCAUCUGGCUUUCUGACCCCACUGCUUCACCAGCCCCGUCAGUGCAGACGCUGGCCCGGUUCAGAGCCAGCGUCCCGCCAGACGGUGCCUGUGUCGCGCUGGGCAGGGCAUGGAAAUGCAACCAAGCCGGUUCUUCUGCUGGCGAGGCUGGGUGGGCUCUGGGCUCGGAGCUGGGCACACAGCCCUCCCCACCCCCACACUUCCUCUCCCACUUGCUGUUCUGAGCUGGCCCUGCGCAGCUCAGAGCCCGUGGGGGCGUGCUGCACCCGUGGGGUGGACGACGAGUGCCUUUCACUGCUGGAAGAGGGCCAGCGUGCCACAAUAACACCUCAUCCGCACGUGUCUUACUGCACUUCAAACGGGGCCGUCCCAGGGCAGCCAGCCUCCCGCGGCGGGGAGAUGCCAGCGGAGCCCCAGCACGCAGUCCGUGGGAGCCCUGGUCCCUUAAAGCCAUGUGUUAGACAGCCAGUGGGGGAUGGGGUGUGGAGGCACAAGACCCAGCCACUCCCCCAGGCUCCUGCAGGAAGAGAGCAGCGCCUGAGUUGCCACCCUGCUAUUCGCCGAGCCCUCUGUGCCUUGGGCUGACAGCGUGGGAGAGAGUCCAGUGAGCUCCUAGCCUGGUCCCGGGAGCUGAUCCAUCCCCACUCCAGAGCAGGGAGCUGUCCCAGCCUAGUGCCUGGAGCAGAUCACUGUGUUAGUGCCAGCAAUAAAUCACUGUCAAAGGUGCUCCUGCCGCUCCAUCACAGCCUCUGCCUUUGCCAGCAGGGAGUUACCUGGGCCGCCCCAGCGGGCAGUACGCGAAGCUGCCCCACUGGCUCUGAUCCCCGCCCAGUGGGAAGGGGACACUUGGACCCUGGCUCCAGCCAGCCUGCAAUAGGGCUCUUCAGGGCCCCCAGCUGCCAGGUCUGAGCAGCAUGGCUGGUACAGACUGCAGGCGUCUGGUGCUGGACUGACCCUCAGUGCCCUCCGCUUUAGCAAAAUGUAGCUGGGGGCUGCUACGGAGCAGAAAGCUGCUCUGGAAUUUGGAACAAGCAUGGUCCCCUUUGCUGCCUCUGUGCCCUCCAUGCUGGCACGUGGUUGGGCAUCUUCGGCGCACUGUGAGCCCGCCGGGGCAGCCCGUGGCCCAGAGAGCGGCUGUGGGGUUUGCUUGGGAAGCGAGGGAUGGGAGCGUAGCAGUGACCCCUGGGAACGCCUCUCUUCCCUUCUAGAUGGGGCAGAGGAGGCUGAAGGCGCUUGGUGGCCUGUGUCAUUUCACCCCUUUAGCAGCAGCGAAUCCAAAGGCAACCGGGGUAUCUUUUGGCUCCCAGGGAUCUAAGCUCCCCCCGCCCUGGGAGCCCAGCCAGCUGCUCAGAACGUGGCCACCCCGUCAUUUAGAUCCCCACCCUCCGUGCUCAGACAGCAGCAGCUGGGGACGGUGGGGAGCUGGGCUAGCAGUAACAAAACACUGUCCUGCUCUGCCUACGGGGAGGGGGCUUUCCGGUGCUGCCUCUCAGCCACUGCUGACAAAGCAGUCGGUGCUCCCUGCUGACACAGCCCGGCCAGUUCAUUUGCAUGAACUGCCCCAGUUUCAUCCCAUGGGAAUCCCACUGCAGUGCGAUGUGGAGGCAAAUUUGGCUUUGAGUGUGUGUGGCUGGUCCCCCUGCCAAGGCUAGAGUCUGCGGGUCAGUGCCUGAUGCAUGUGGCCAGUUCCCCUCCCCCUGCCAGGGUGAGGGGCUGCGGGUCAGUGCCUGGUGUGCGUGGCUGGUCCCCCUCCCCCUGCCAGGGCUAAGGGCUGCGGGUCCAUGCCCAGUCUCACAUGCCUCUGGCCGGGAUGGGGUUGCCACCUAGUUGGUCCCCAGUGUCUAAUUUGAAAACUAGCUGGUUCAAGCCGUGGCGAUAGUUGGGCCCGAUUCAGACCAGCUCCAUGGAAGCCAUUGCUGCCCCUGCCCGCCCACCCUGGGGGCUGAGUCUGUCCCCUUGAACUAUGGGAAGUGUCUGUUACCCUUGUCAGCAAUGGCUGCAGCCGGGCCCCGGGACAGGUCUAAGCCAGGGGCUUUGGGAGAGGCUCUCUUACGGCCUGGCAGGCGAAACCUGCUCCCAGCAAGGCUGGGUCAGGCCAGUCUGGCCAGUAACCCGCCUUUUCAGAUAGGACUGACGUUUGUCCCUCCCGCAGCUGUCAAUAACCCAGUCGCCACGGCACAGCCACCUCCAGCUAAGCUGACGGCCGUGGCCCAGCCCAAGCCAUAGCGGGACAAGCCGGGACAGCCCAGCCGCUGUCCACGGUGGUUCUGGCGCGUAGCACCAUGUGCCUCUCUGCGGCCCCAUCAUGUAGGAGAAAACAGAGCCCCGGCCUUCAGACAGGCAGCACAUGGGUCCAGGGUGUUCAUCACGAGGGCGCCCACGCGCCAUCGCCAGCCCUGGAUCUCUGACACUAAACACUGAACCUUGCUCCUGGCUGAGCCCAGGCGGCGCUCCCAGCCCCCUAGGACUUUGUGUCUGGUGCUUUCGCUGCCUCCGCAAGUCAGCGUGAUCCACCCCCAUUCCACGCCCGCCGCAGGCCAACAAACCAAAUACAGCCCCGGCUCCAAGGAGCACCCUUGGCCUGCAACUACCUCCAAAGCAAUAAGAGCAGCAGCAGGCACAGCGGGGGGGCGUGGCUUACACUCCCUCCCCCCAGUGCGGGGUCCCACCUGGGCGGCUCAACCCCAGCUACCUCAGCUCUCCGGGCUGCAGCCCGCCCGGGCUGGUGACACAGGGACAGAGCCAGGAGGAAGAGCAGGGACAGGGGGGUUGUCAGAGGAGAAGGAGGGAGGCUGAUGAAGGGGUUGGAGGGGGGGGCCGAUGGCGGGGUUCUGGGGGAUUGUGGAGGAGGGGGGCUGACAGGUUCUUGGCAGGACAGAGGUGGGUUCUCAGCAGGAUGGAGGUGGGGACUGACAAAGGGGUUCUGGGGGGCAGAGAUGGAGGGAGCUGAUGGAGUUCUCGGCGGGACAGGGGCAGGGUAGGCUGACAGGGAUCUCAGAUGAAUCUCGGGGAAAUCCAACAUUUGUUACCAUGUGAAGUGACUUUUCCUCAUUUCUUUUUUAACUGUCCCGAGCCUGGGUGACCGAGCGUCCCUGGGAGCAGGUCCCGGAAGCAGCUGAGCAGCUCACCGCACCGUCUGGCCCGCGCAGGGCCCCAGGCAGCCAGCUGUUUCCCACAGAGCUUUUAAUUAUUGUAUGUGGGGAGGGGGUUCAUCGUCUAAGGUGUUGACUGUGGUGUCUCAAUUUUUAAAUAAAUCUUUCAGCCCCGUG
This is a messenger RNA of Chelonia mydas (Green sea turtle), 8103 nucleotides long. It is a transcript of the gene HIP1, whose product is annotated as huntingtin interacting protein 1. Gene Ontology annotation, biological process: clathrin coat assembly; endocytosis; actin filament organization. Bases 1306 to 4455 code for a protein of 1049 amino acids. Gene Ontology annotation, molecular function: clathrin-cargo adaptor activity; phosphatidylinositol-3,4-bisphosphate binding; actin filament binding. The record is from RefSeq and is a predicted model, not a curated record. The transcript is spliced from 33 exons. NCBI's taxonomy places the organism in Eukaryota, Metazoa, Chordata, Testudines, Cheloniidae. Gene Ontology annotation, cellular component: actin cortical patch; extrinsic component of postsynaptic membrane; clathrin-coated vesicle.